This is a messenger RNA of Venustampulla echinocandica, 885 nucleotides long. Its product is annotated as EF-hand protein. The record is from RefSeq and is a predicted model, not a curated record. Bases 1 to 885 code for a protein of 294 amino acids. NCBI's taxonomy places the organism in Eukaryota, Fungi, Ascomycota, Leotiomycetes, Helotiales, Pleuroascaceae. Gene Ontology annotation, cellular component: cytoplasm; myosin II complex. Gene Ontology annotation, biological process: actomyosin structure organization; mitotic cytokinesis. The transcript has 3 exons. Gene Ontology annotation, molecular function: calcium ion binding; myosin heavy chain binding; cytoskeletal motor regulator activity.
AUGUCGGCAGCAACCACUUACAAACCUUCUCCACUUUCUUAUGGCUCCCCACGAGCGUCUCCGUUUCGCCGGGCUGGGAGCCCUGCUUCUCCUUCUCCCCUCCGACAGUCAACACCAAAUCCAUCGCCCACAAAAAUGGCCACAGCCACAGCGACAACGUCAACCACCACACCCUCCAAACUAGCACAAAUAUCCACGCCAACUAGCACCACAGAUGCAGAUACCUGGACGCCCCGAGGUCUCGCAUCGCCACAGAGGAGAGAAAGAGAGCCGUCACCGACACCCAUAAGAGGCGCAAGUAGUCCCGGUUUUGGAGGAAUGCUCACGAGCAGGAACACCGCAGAUAGUAGUGCCCUUUCAAAGCUGCAACCAGCGCAGGUGCGGGAACUGAGAGAAGGUUUUCAGAUCUUGGACCGGGAUAGCGAUGGUCAGGUUGGGCGGGAGGAUGUUGCGGAUAUGCUAACGCAAUUGGGUCUGCCGGCGAACUCCUCAGAUAUCACAGCCUUCUUUCCUCCAUCCACGCCCCAGACUAUUACCCUCCCGACUUUCCUAAAUUCCCUUGCCGGUCUGCUAGCUUCGCUUUCCCCAUCACCAGAGCUCCUCUCCGCAUUUUCGGCAUUCGAUGAAGAUGAUAGUGGACAGAUUGAUCUUGCUGAGCUUCGAGAUGCGCUCUUACAUACUGCGCCAGAGCCAGGCGAGCAACCGCUUACAGAAAGGGAAAUCGAUAGGGUUAUGAGUGGUUUUACCGGGAGACGAGCGUUUGGAAAGCACUCUGGUGGUGGAAUGGGUAAGAGAGGAGAGGUAUUUAAGUACCAUGAGUUUGUUUCGGGUGUUACCGGGGGCUCAAGCGUAGAUGGGAAAGGAGAUGUUGAGAGGGAGGAAUAG